CUGGUCGCCAAGCGCCAGCGCAACAACGUCGCCGCUAAGAAGUAUCGGCAGAAGAAGCUCGACCGCAUCCAGGAGCUCGAGGAGGAGGUGGACGAGGUGAAGCGCGAGCGCGACGAGCUACGCAUCAGCCUGGCGCGCAAGGAGGCCGAGACGGCCGCCUUGCGCGAGAUGCUGAAGAUG
Lasiosphaeria miniovina is the source of this 180-nucleotide messenger RNA. RefSeq lists its product as uncharacterized. Lineage: Eukaryota; Fungi; Ascomycota; Sordariomycetes; Sordariales; Lasiosphaeriaceae. The record is from RefSeq and is a predicted model, not a curated record. Gene Ontology annotation, biological process: regulation of DNA-templated transcription. The annotation marks the transcript as partial. The transcript has a single exon. Gene Ontology annotation, molecular function: DNA-binding transcription factor activity.